AUGCGCCGCUACGGUCAUUCGAAUAGCAAGUUUGAAAAACUCUCGGACGAAAAGACCGAAAAGGUGAAAAAGUUUGUAAAGCUCUCGGCGGCCAAGUAUAUCUCGCGACAGAAGAAACAACGGCAGGGAAGCGACUCGACACCGAAUGACCUGGAAGUCGAGGUGGAUACAGCGCUGACAACUCCGAACGAUGGAGAGAGUAAAGUGCUUCCAUUCCCAACCUCGUCGGCGACACCGAGUGGGUCGACACCCGAUGCUCCUGCGAGCUCGCUGGCGGAUAUGCAAUUGGACUCGGGCUCGGCUCGAGCGUAG
Molecule: messenger RNA, 312 nt
Organism: Rhizoctonia solani
Lineage: Eukaryota; Fungi; Basidiomycota; Agaricomycetes; Cantharellales; Ceratobasidiaceae
Exons: 1
Coding region: 1-312 (103 amino acids)
Source: RefSeq, a predicted model, not a curated record